AUGCCAGGAGACCGUCUCCCGUGUCUCACAUUGGGGUUCUCUCUGUUGCUACUGGUGUCAGCUGACAUCCUGAAUGAUGGUGCAGGACUCCUGCCCAGCACCCUGCAUGAUUCCCAACCUCUCCGAGACGUGUCUAUAGGUCAGGAUGAACAAGAGGGCAUUGGACAGACCGCAGAGAGUCCUGGGAUGCAGGGCUUCAUGGAAAACUCCCAGGAAAGCUCUGGUUUCUUCAGUGAGGACAGCGAGGAGAACAAGCCCCAUGCCAGGCAAUCAUGGGACAUGCAAGAUGAGACCAACGACACAAGUCUCAAUGCUGAUUCACUGAUAGGGUAUAAUCCAUCAUCCCUUCCCUCCUCCUCCUCCUCUUCCCUCACUAAGAGCCCCAGAGCCCUCAACUCUUCAUCCCCAUUCAUGCCCGGGGCUGAGUCUCUGGAUCCAGAGCUGUGGGAGAGUGAUUCGGAGUCCAGCGGAUUCCCUCUGAGUUUCUCUCACAGCCUGUCUAGUACAGCUGCUGUUCCUCUCACUCCAAGCCCAGUCACAGGCUCCAGCAUUGGGCUGGUGCAGGAGAGCCUCAGCCCUGAGAGCACAGCUGUGUCUGACAGAGCCUCAGAGGAGGAGAGCCUGGCUGUACGUGACAGUCACGCCGACGCUGUCACUCAGUCCCCCACCAUACCGGAAUCGGGGGCCUUCCCGAGCCGAGUGCCGCUGCAGCCUGAUGACUCAUACAGGGAAGAUUCGGAGGAGGAUAAGGAAGAUGAGGAGAUCGUGAUCUUCCCCACAGAGGCGGAUGAAGUCCUGGAUGAAUGGGGGCAUCACACACCACUCACGGCGGUGCCGUCCUCCUCGGACAUACCCAUCGUGGCCUUCACAGACUCAGCCUGGGAAGAGAUGGGCGUGACCACACCCAAAGAGGAGGUGGAGCUUAGACAGGGCAGCACCGAGUAUUUCACACAGACCGACUCUCAUGACGCAGACCUCUCCCAGGAGGCUAUGCAGGUUAUAUGUGUAGACUGGAGCAAUCUGUCUGGAAAAGGUUACGUCAUCCUCAACAUGUCUGAAAACUUUGAUUGUGAUGAGUUUAGGGUUGAGAGUGGAGACAGACUGUUGGAGAUGUUGGAGAUGGCGUUUUCCAGGAAAAUGAACAGUCCUCAGGGCUCCUGGUUAAUCUCCCUUAGUAAACCCACCAGACAGGAUCACCAGCUCCUCAUGACGCUUGCCAAUGAUCAAGGUGUUAUUGCCACUCAAGAUGUUCUGUCAAUGCUGGGAGAGAUAAGAAGAGGCUUGAACGAGAUUGGUAUUCAGAACUACUCCAGUGUGAGCAGCUGUCACUCAAGACCGAGUCAGACACGCAGUGACUAUGGGAAGCUGUUUGUUGUUCUGGUUAUCAUCGGUUCAGUCUGUGUGGUCAUCAUUGCAUCUGGGCUCAUUUACAUCUGCUGGCAGCGACGCUUACCUAAACUGAAGAACAUGUCCCGGGGUGAGGAGCUCCAUUUUGUGGAGAACGGCUGUCAUGACAACCCCACUUUGGAUGUAACAAGUGACAGCCAAUCAGAGAUGCAGGAGAAAAAGCACAGUGCCAAUGGGGUGACAGCAGGAGGUGGAGGAGGUGGCGGUUGGCAGGUCCUGGUGAACAAGCCAGGAAAGGAGGAAGAGGAUAACCAAGAGGAAGACACACACCUUUAA
This is a messenger RNA of Chanos chanos (milkfish), 1683 nucleotides long. It is a transcript of the gene podxl2, whose product is annotated as podocalyxin-like 2. The transcript is spliced from 8 exons. Bases 1 to 1683 code for a protein of 560 amino acids. Lineage: Eukaryota; Metazoa; Chordata; Actinopteri; Gonorynchiformes; Chanidae. The record is from RefSeq and is a predicted model, not a curated record. Gene Ontology annotation, biological process: leukocyte tethering or rolling.